CAAUUUGCUAUCGAAUACAUGUUUGUGAAAAUUAAUAUUUUUAUCAAAUAUAACUAACAUAAAGACCAUAACUUCUCAAAUAUUGCAGUAUUAAACUUUAUUUAUUAAAUGAAAUGUAAAAAAUAUGACUGACAGAGCGAUAGCGUCCCGACCCAGUCUUGAACAGGUAGUUGCAAUAGUAGAUUUUAUGGAAAAGCACCCAGCUUUAGCACUUGGCCAAUUAAGAGGCUUGGAAGGACGAGAUGAGAGCAAAAAACUCUGGUUUAAAUUGACAAGAAUUGUAAAUAAUAUCACUGGACCAACAAGGCCUAUGAAGUCAUGGAUUAAAUAUUGGGCAGAUAAAAAAUCAACUGUUAGAUCCAAAGUACAAUCAGGUGGAGGCGAUCCCAAUACUUUAUGUUCUAAUAUAGAAAAGAAAAUAUGGGAUCUGUUUUUAGCAAAUGAUGGGGGAAAUAAAAAUCGUAACUCGGUGAAGCUAGAAUCACACUAUAUGGAAGAGGCAUUUUACAAUGAUGACAAUGUGGACCAGAACCAUGAGAGUGACCCUGUUAUUAACUUUGAGGAGCCAGCUGUUGACCUUGAGGAGAGAACGAUGGUUGUCAUGGAAAAACUGGUGAAAUCAAUGGGUGAGCAAGCAACAGCUAUGUCUCAGCUGGCGGAAGCGUCGCAGGCGCACGCGCAGGCCAUGGAGCGGCUGGCUGAAGCCUCACAGAUACAGGCUCGUGCGAUAGAACGCCUAGCAAACACAUUCGAGACGAUAGGUGCGGCCACACACGACGUACGCAACGCAAUAGUCGACAUAGACUCUACUAUGAAGCGAUUCUAUACAACAUCACCCACCUAGCAUAGGUUUAUGCAGUGAUGUUGUUUUAAGUGAAAAAAAGAGACUAUACUUAUUUGAAGAAACGGAUACGUCAUGAGAAAAGAAAUACCUUUUUUUAUUUAUAAUUGAUGAUACAGUCUAAGAUGGAGCGCGUUUGCCUACAAGAUGCCUAUUCACUCUAGACUUGAAGGUAUCCAUAUUGUAGGUGGUGAGGAAAACGGAUGUCUGGGUAUUCCAGAUCUUAGCGGUGCGUAUCAGAAACGAGGAAGCAAAUCGUUUCGUACGUGUCUUAGAUACGUCAACUACGUACGUACCUUCUUAAUAAGUUGUCUGAUGCACAAAGUUUUUUUUUCAAAUUCUCUGAUUUUUUGGAUCCUGAUAUGACUGUUUAAACAAACAAACCGUUCAACGGUAUAAUAUAAUUAUAGAUAUUACAUUUUAUAAAAUUGUUGUAAAUAAUUUGAUUUAUAACAAAUUAAAUGUGUAAGUUUUAGUUUAAUUUAUUAAAAUAAACAAGAAAAUAUAAUUGUCAAAGGACUGAUUUUCAUGUUUUCAACAUUAUCAUACAUUUUUUGAUUCU
This is a messenger RNA of Nymphalis io (European peacock), 1403 nucleotides long. RefSeq lists its product as uncharacterized. The record is from RefSeq and is a predicted model, not a curated record. Lineage: Eukaryota; Metazoa; Arthropoda; Insecta; Lepidoptera; Nymphalidae. The coding region runs from base 125 to 844 and encodes 239 amino acids. The transcript has 6 exons.